GAAAAAGGUAACGAAAUUGAAGAUAAGAUCCCAAUUGUAACUGACAAGAAGAAGAAGUAGAAAGCGACGGCAACAGACAAAGACACUAACCUCCUCUUGCGGCAGCUUUCUCUCUCUAACCCACGUCGGUUUCUCUCUCUCUCUCUAACCCACAAACUUUCCCUCUCUUCGAGACGCUUCAAAUACGACUCACAAAAGCAAUGACUCGAUAUCUCAAUUCGCAUUCUCUUCCUUUCCAUUGAUUCUCUAAGCUUCACAACAAUCACUCUCUCUCUCUCUCUCUCUCUCUCUCUCUUUCAAUUGCCGUAACAACCAUGGAGGAUGCGAAGCAGCUUCAGAAGCUUCAUUGUUCUGUGAAGAACUACGAUUGGGGUCUACCUGGGCGAGUUUCGGAGGUUGCAAGGCUCUUCGCGCUCAAUUCUGGGUCCCAAUUCGAUCCAGAGGAGCCUUAUGCGGAACUUUGGAUGGGUACCCAUGAUUCAGGGCCAUCGUUUCUGGUCUCCAAUGGUUCCCCAAGGGUCACCCUUAAGGAUUGGAUUUCUCAGAACCCUGAUGUUCUUGGCGACAAGGUUCUUCAAAAAUGGGGUUCUGAUCUCCCUUUCUUGUUUAAGGUGCUGUCUGUGGCGAAGGCCUUGUCUAUACAGGCUCACCCUGAUAAGGAGUUGGCUAGGACUCUGCAUAAAUUGCAGCCUAAUGUGUAUAAGGAUGGGAAUCACAAACCCGAGAUGGCAUUGGCAAUGACAGAUUUUGAGGCUCUUUGUGGAUUUAUCACUCUUAAGGAGCUUAAGGCUGUGCUUCAUACUGUUCCUGAGGUUGUGGAACUGCUUGGUGCUGCAAAUGCAAACCUAGUCUUACAAACUAGUGAUCAGGAUGGUGAAGAGAAGGUUAAACAUGUUUUGCAAGCAGUGUUUACCCACCUCAUGUCAGCUAGUAAAGAGAGAGUAACUGAUGCAGUUAACAGACUGAAAAGUCGUCUGCAUAAGGAAAGUGAGGUGAGGCAGUUGACAGAUAAGGAGCAGCUUGUGCUGCGUUUGGAAAAGCAAUACCCAGUUGAUGUUGGUGUCAUAGCAGCCUUUUUUCUUAACCAUGUAAAACUCACUCCAGGUGAAGCUUUGUUUCUAGGGGCAAACGAACCACAUGCAUAUUUAUCUGGUGAGUGCAUUGAAUGCAUGGCAACUUCUGACAAUGUUGUGCGAGCUGGCCUAACUCCCAAACACAGAGAUGUCGAGACUCUUUGUUCCAUGCUCACAUACAAACAGGGUUCCCCUGAGAUUUUGCGAGGAGUUCCUCUAAAUCCAUAUGUAAAUAGAUAUAUCCCACCAUUCGAGGAAUUUGAGAUUGAUCGCUGUAUUCUUCCUCAAGGGGAAAAAAUGGUGUUCCCAGCAAUCCCAGGUCCUUCCAUCUUUUUGGUCACAGUUGGGAAAGGAAAGAUAAAUGCAGGAACAUCAUCCAAAGGACUUGCAAUCACUGAAGGUGAUGUUCUUUUUGCAGCGGCUUAUACUGAGAUUAGCGUUACUAGUGCAUCUGAGUUGCAUCUGUACAGAUCAGGGGUUAAUAGCAGAUUUUUUCAAGUUUCCUAAUUUUUUUUUUCAUAUGCUUUUUAGAGUAAAGUAAUGCAAUUCUGUGUUGCAUGUUUAGUGUAGAUGCAAGAGUAAUAAGAUCACAUAGCAUAUCGAGUCUGAGAAAAGUUAAUUAUAGAGAGGCCGGUUGCCAUUCGUUUAUUGUUCAUAAUAAUUCAAGCAAGUUAAAUGCCCUUUAAGAU
Messenger RNA from Gastrolobium bilobum, 1762 nucleotides. RefSeq names its product mannose-6-phosphate isomerase 1-like. Gene Ontology annotation, cellular component: cytosol. Bases 315 to 1580 code for a protein of 421 amino acids. The transcript is spliced from 5 exons. Lineage: Eukaryota; Viridiplantae; Streptophyta; Magnoliopsida; Fabales; Fabaceae. Gene Ontology annotation, molecular function: zinc ion binding; mannose-6-phosphate isomerase activity. Gene Ontology annotation, biological process: carbohydrate metabolic process; GDP-mannose biosynthetic process. The record is from RefSeq and is a predicted model, not a curated record.